AUGUGGGAUCCAUUAAUCUAGAUUCAAUAUUUUCAAGAAAAUUUUUCCUUUAGCCCCAUAUUAAGUUUGCAUGGAAGGCGGAAACUUCCCCUACUACUUUACCUCGUCGCCAGCGUUCCCGUUGAGUGGUUCGUCUACGAAUGUUCUAGAACAAUCUAUGCAAAACCCUAAUUUUGCAUCUUCUUCUGAUCAGAUGGAUUUGGCUAGCCUUUUGUCAUCCGGGUCGAUCGAACAGAACCCCAGCUCAAUGGCUUCGAGGGAAGUAGAUCAAAGCGGUAUCAGAAGUAAAUCGAAAUUUGGGAAGAAAAAGAAGAGCAUACCGCAGAGAGUGGCGUUUCAUACAAGAAGUGAAGAAGACAUUCUUGAUGAUGGCUUCAAAUGGAGAAAAUAUGGACAGAAAUCUGUCAAAAAUAGUGUUCAUCCAAGGAGCUACUACCGGUGCACGCAUCAUACGUGCAAUGUGAAGAAACAGAUACAGAGGCUUUCGAAAGACAACAGUGUGGUGGUGACAACGUAUGAAGGAAUUCACAACCAUCCCUGCGAGAAGCUAAUGGAAACGUUGAGCCCUCUGCUCAAACAGCUUCAGUUCCUCUCAACAUUCUGAAUAACACACAACUGUAUAGAAAUCAAUGACAUACUGCACCUGACUUUAUGUAUCUAUCUUACUUCCUUUCAACUUCAGAAUAUAUUCACUUCUGUUUACUUACA
Salvia hispanica is the source of this 708-nucleotide messenger RNA. Its product is annotated as putative WRKY transcription factor 43. Gene Ontology annotation, molecular function: DNA-binding transcription factor activity; sequence-specific DNA binding. Gene Ontology annotation, biological process: regulation of DNA-templated transcription. The record is from RefSeq and is a predicted model, not a curated record. NCBI's taxonomy places the organism in Eukaryota, Viridiplantae, Streptophyta, Magnoliopsida, Lamiales, Lamiaceae.